This is a messenger RNA of Leptosia nina, 792 nucleotides long. NCBI's taxonomy places the organism in Eukaryota, Metazoa, Arthropoda, Insecta, Lepidoptera, Pieridae. The record is from the annotation of a GenBank genome assembly.
AUGGCAAACGACAGGGAAGUUUUACGGGAAAUUUGGGAUGGAAAACUCCCUGUUUGUUUUCAAUUAGAUCAAGAAGAAAUUAUGGAAAUUCAGCAACCGGACCCCUUUUACGUUAUGGUGCCUCGAUUAAGUUAUUUCCCCCUUGUCAUUGAUAAGAUGAAAAGACAUUUUUUGCGUUUUAUAUCUCAAGAAAAUGCUGAUAAUGAAAUGUGGCUUGAUUAUAAUGGGCAACCUUUAAAAUGGCACUAUCCAAUUGGUUUCCUGUAUGAUUUAUAUUGUGGUAGUGAUCCUCAAACACCAUGGAUAUUGACUGUACACUUUAGUAAAUUUCCAGAAAAUAUUUUACUUCACUGCCCCAACAAAGAUAUUGUAGAGGCACAUUAUAUGUCAACAGUUAAAGAAGCAGAUGUUCUUAAACAUAGAGGACAAGUAAUGUCUACUAUGCAAAAGAAAGACCAUAACCAACUAUGGCUAGGAUUACAGAAUGAUAAAUUUGACCAGUUCUGGGCCAUAAAUAGGAGAUUAAUGGAGUCCCAUGGGGAAAGUGAAGGAUUCAAAAAUAUACCAAUAAGAAUAUAUUCUGAAGAUGGUACCUAUAUUCAAAGACUCAUAAAUCCCAAGAACAGCGACGGGAGUAGAAAAGUAGUUCAGCAGCUUAUAUCAGAAUUAUAUCCAGAAAAUCCUGUUAAAUUGAGAACACAUGGUAUAAAUAUCCCCCUCGACACACCACUACAAUGGCUCUCUGAACAUAUGAGUUACCCUGAUAACUUUCUACAUGUCUGUAUAUGUUAG